UUUCAAUUCCCUGUAUUUCAUUUUUCCAGUUUUUUAAUACUUUACUUUUUUUUUCUUCCCCUUACCUAUUCACAAAACAUGUCAUCCCAGUCGUUCAUUAUCGCAGCCAAGCGCACUCCCUUCGGUGCCUUUGGUGGCAAGCUCAAGGACCUGACUGCCAAUGAGCUCGGUGGCUUUGCAGCCAAGGCAGCAAUUGCCAGCCUGCCCGCCAACGUGCAAACACACCUGGCCAACAGCACAAGCCCGCGGCAGUCAGUGAUCUUUGGAAAUGUCCUGCAGUCUUCGACCGACGCGCCCUACCUGGCGCGCCACGUCGGCCAUCGUGCGGGACUUCCUGUCACCACCCCAGCAAACACAGUCAACCGCCUGUGCACGUCCGGAUUCCAGUCCAUCAUCUGUGCUGUCCAGGAGAUCAAGGUCGACGACUCUGAUAUUGUCAUCACCGGUGGAGCCGAGAGCAUGAGCCAGGCGCCCUAUAUUUUGCGCAAUGUCCGCUGGGGAACCAAGUUUGGCCCCGAGUACCUCAAGAUGGAGGACUCGUUGAUGUCCGCCCUCUCCGACCGCUACCCCGAGACCAUCCCCAUGGCCAUUACUGCCGAGCGCCUGGCUGAAAAAUACAACGUGACUCGCGACGAGUGCGACCAGUUUGCGCUUGAAUCCCAGCGCCGCUGGGCCAAGGCGAACGAGAGCGGUGUGUUUGGAAGCGAGAUCGCACCCAUCGAUAUCAAGGUUAAGCGCGCCACCGAGUCCAUGACCGCCGACGAGCACCCCCGCCCUAAGGCUACCAUCGAGGCACUGGCCCGCCUGUCGCCCGUGUUCAAGAAGGACGGCGUGGUCACAGCCGGCAAUGCCUCGGGAAUCAGUGACGGCGCCUCUGCGGUGAUUGUUGCCAGUGAGGCUGCAAUCAAGGAGCACAACAUCCAGCCGCUGGCCCGCAUUGUCUCGUACCAUAUCGUUGGUGUCGAGCCCGGAAUCAUGGGCAUUGGCCCCGUCGAGGCCAUCCGGGGUGCCGUCGAGAAGGCCGGCCUCUCACUCGCCCAGAUGGACCUCAUCGAGAUCAACGAGGCGUUUGCCGCUCAGGUCCUGUCCUGCGCCAAGGCCCUUGAUAUUGACCCCAGCAAGGUCAAUGCUUCGGGCGGCGCGAUCGCUCUGGGCCAUCCCCUGGGUGCGUCGGGUUCCCGCAUCAUGGGCCAUCUCGCUCACCGUCUGAAGGAGACCGGCGGCCGGUACGCCGUCGGUUCUGCCUGCGCCGGUGGAGGCCAGGGCGUUGCCAUUGUUAUCGAGGCCGUCUAAGUGCGCUUCCAAAACUGAUGCUACUAAUCAACCAGUCAAACAAUUUAAAUUAAAUUUGUUCGUUUUUUUUUGCCUGACAGAAAAAUAUUUACUGUUAACAUGGCCUGACAUGACCCGAUGUAAUAUGGCCCAAUCUAAACUACACACAUGCCCACGCCACUGGCGACUUUGUGUCCAAG
This is a messenger RNA of Kickxella alabastrina, 1472 nucleotides long. Its product is annotated as Thiolase, N-terminal domain-containing protein. Gene Ontology annotation, molecular function: acetyl-CoA C-acetyltransferase activity. The transcript has a single exon. Gene Ontology annotation, biological process: fatty acid beta-oxidation. NCBI's taxonomy places the organism in Eukaryota, Fungi, Kickxellomycota, Kickxellomycetes, Kickxellales, Kickxellaceae. Bases 79 to 1293 code for a protein of 404 amino acids. The record is from RefSeq and is a predicted model, not a curated record.